This is a messenger RNA of Talaromyces atroroseus, 786 nucleotides long. Its product is annotated as Ribonuclease M. The record is from RefSeq and is a predicted model, not a curated record. The transcript has 5 exons. Bases 1 to 786 code for a protein of 261 amino acids. NCBI's taxonomy places the organism in Eukaryota, Fungi, Ascomycota, Eurotiomycetes, Eurotiales, Trichocomaceae. Gene Ontology annotation, molecular function: ribonuclease T2 activity; RNA binding. Gene Ontology annotation, biological process: RNA catabolic process. Gene Ontology annotation, cellular component: extracellular region.
AUGGCUCGCGCUUUCACUCUCCUCGCCCUUGGGGCUGCUGUCAAGGUCGCGCUGGCCGACAUCGAAACUUGCCCUGCCAGUUCCCUCUUGAGCUGCAGCAGCGACAGCAGCUCCGCCUCCUGCUGCUAUGAGUCCCCCGGUGGCCUCCUGCUGCAGACUCAGUUCUGGGACUACGACCCUUCAAUUGGUCCCUCUGACUCGUGGGGCAUUCACGGUCUCUGGCCCGACAACUGCGACGGCAGCUACCAAGAAAGUUGCGACAAGUCCCGAGAGUACGAUGACAUUACCACUCUGCUCAAAAACGCAGGCAAGACCGAGCUCCUCGAAUACAUGCAGACCUACUGGCAGAGCGACGACGAGUCCGACGAGGACUUCUGGGAGCACGAGUGGGCCGAGCACGGCACCUGCAUCAACACCAUCGACCCCUCCUGCUACACGGACUACGAAACCGGUGACGAGGCAGUGGACUUUUUCCAGAAGGUCGUUGACUUGUUCAAGACCCUGGAUACCUAUUCUGCCCUCGAAGCUGCUGGCAUCACUCCUGACAAUGAUGCUACAUACAAACUCUCUGAGAUCCAGAGCGCUGCUGCUGCUAUCCACAGCGGCAUCACUCCUUACUUUGAGUGCGAGGAUGACGCGCUUUCUGCUGUCUACUACUACUUCUACAUCUCAGGCAAUGCCAUCAACGGCAACUAUACCGCCACUGAGUCGCCUGACAAUUCCAACUGCCCUUCGUCUGGCGUCAAAUACCCUCCUAAGUCUAGCAACAGCAAGAGCCGCAAGUAG